Molecule: messenger RNA, 7914 nt
Organism: Bicyclus anynana (squinting bush brown)
Lineage: Eukaryota; Metazoa; Arthropoda; Insecta; Lepidoptera; Nymphalidae
Product: NACHT and WD repeat domain-containing protein 2
Exons: 32
Coding region: 15-5033 (1672 amino acids)
Molecular function (GO): protein binding
Source: RefSeq, a predicted model, not a curated record
GCUAACCCAGAAGUAUGGACGACCGUACAGUUGACCUCAUCUUCACUGGCUCCUUGAAGCUCUUGCCUCCUGUCAGCUCGAAGAUCGUCAGGAUAUUCACCAGCUCCACUUUCACAGACACAACAAUGGAAAGAAACACCCUAAUGGCGAAAUGCUACCCCCGGAUCAAAGAUUACUGCCGGGAAAAACACGGACUGGAGUUUCAGGUGGUAGACAUGAGGUGGGGGGUGCGAGACGAGGCAACCGACGAUCAUAUGACCACAGAGUUAUGUAUGCGAGAGAUCAAGAACUGCCAGCGAUUGUCUAUGGGACCCAACUUUGUGGUGUUUCUGGGCCAGAAAUAUGGAUACAGACCUAUACCAACUUACGUGCUGUCUUCCGAGCUGCAAAUGCUGAGGGAUGAGCUGGCAGCUGGUGGUGUGGAUGUUAUACUCCUGGAUACGUGGUACAAGAAGGACUCCAAUGCUGUACCUCCGGUGUCAGUGCUCCAGCCCAUAUCAUCUAUACUUGUCAACUUUAACAACAAGCGGGUGCCGAAGCUCCAAGCCGAGGACCAAGCGGUGUGGUGGGACACGCUCACCAAGAUGCAGAAGCUGUUCCGCAAGGCGUCGCUGCAACUGUACAAUGCGGGCAAAAUGGACAAAGACGCUAUGCACAAUUAUUUUAUGUCUGUAACGGAAAGAGAAGUUAUAAACGGCGUUCUAAACGUGAAGAAUACGAAGAACCACUGCCUCGCCUACGUGCGGUACAUCAACAACAUCAACCUGCAGAACUUGAAAAAGGCCAGCAACUUCGUCGACAUCCUCAACAGGAGCUUGGAUGCAGAAGCUUCGAAGCUGUUGGCUGAUUUGAGAGACGUCCGAUUACCUAAUAAAAUCGAAACUACUAAUAUACAGAAGUAUACCGUAGAAUGGAUUGGUCGAGACGGGUUGGACAAUGAAACGCACGGCGAAUAUCUCAACCAUUUCAUUUCACAUUUCUACAAGAACAUUAUAAAGCUCGUUGACAGAGCCAUGCGUAAAGAAGACAGCAGCGCGCAAGGACAGAUAGUGACAGAGAUAUUGCAGCAUCUGCACGCUUGCAACAACUCCGUCAAAGUGUUCCACGGUAGAGAGCCUGAUCUGAACUACAUCGAGAACUACAUGCUGAACGAGUCUGACAAACCACUUGUGCUUUAUGGGGAAGGUGGUUGUGGAAAGACAAGUUUGCUAGCGAAGAGUGCUGCGAUGUCUCUCAACACAUGGUUCGCUGAAGUUCGACCGACUAACAUCAUCCGCUUCCUCGGAACUACACCAGACUCCAGCGCUCUGACACCCACGCUCAUAUCCAUAUGUCAGCAAAUAUCCUACAACUUUGCCCUGCCAUUUGAGAGCAUACCAGACGACCUGGUGCCUCUAACAGCGCACUUCAAGCAGCUCCUGACUAUGGCAUCGCAGCAGCAGCCCUUACUGCUGUUUCUGGAUUCCGUGGACCAGCUCACUGGUAUCGGCACUGAGAAUAAUAAAGUGUCCUGGCUACCAACUAGGCUGCCACCACAUUGUAAGAUAAUAGUAACUUGUGCUUGUGAAGAAGCAAACCCGGAAGUGUCCAAAGAGUACGACGUCCUACGGCGAAUGAUUGAUUCAGAAGAGAACUUUCUGGAGGUGAAGGCUUUGGGCGAGGACUUGGCUAUGCAGGUUUUGAAGCUUUGGAUGGCCUCUGCUGCAAGAGAUCUGUCCAACUACCAGUGGAGGCUGGUCUCCAACGCUAUCGCCAGUUGUUCAUUGCCCAUAUUCGUCAAGCUGGUAUUUGCUGAGGUUUGUAGAUGGCGAAGCUACACAAAGCCUACGGACACUCACUUGGCGUCCACUGUCAUGGAUUCGAUCAUGAUGCUCUUUGAGAGAAUUGAGAAACAGCACGGCAGACUUCUAGUCUUCCAUGCUUUAGCGUACAUCACAGCAGCGAGAAGCGGUCUUUCAGAAACUGAACUCGAGGAUCUGAUCUCUCUGGAUGACAAGGUUCUGGAUGAUGUGUAUCAGUACCAUCUUCCGCCUGUCAGGAGAAUACCACCAUUGCUUUGGACCAGGAUCCGCAAUGAUCUCCCGAACUACCUCUCGGAGCGCGAGGCCGACGGCGUGUCCGUCAUGAACUGGUACCAUCGCCAGUUCCGGGACACGGCGCGCGAGAGGUACUUCAAGAACAUGAACAUGGCUAUGUACUUCCACUCCAUGAUCGCUGAUUACUACUUGGGUAUAUGGGGUGGUGGUAAUCCGAAACCCUUCAAGUUUACGGAGAUCCAGCGCCACCGGUUCAACCUGGCGGACAAGGAGGGCGUGGCAGACAGGAAGGUACCACUGCAGCCGCUGGUGUUCACAUCUGCUGAUGGAUCUACUAAGAGAUACAAUUUGCGGAAGUUCGGCGAGCUGCCCUUCCACCUGGUCCGCUCGAAGCGUUUCACGGACCUGUACGCCGAGGUGCUAUUCAAUUACGAAUGGCUCCACGCCAAGCUCAACUGCUGUCCGCUGCAAGCCGUGCUUGCUGACUUUGAGGACGCCAAGUUACACGUCAACAAGGAUGCUGUCAGAGAACUGAUGCUAGUAGCUGAUGCUCUACGUCUCGGAGGUGCCAUACUAGGAGCGUAUCCUGACAUGUUGGCCCCGCAACUGGUGGGGCGCCUACUGCCAGAAGCCCCACACAACCCAGCAGUUUCGUCUCUUCUGCAACAGUGUCAUGAUAAAGGGAAGAAUCAUUGCGCUUUGUUGCCUUCUCAUCACUGUCUUCAUACUCCAGGAGGGCCUUUGAAGUAUUCUCUAGAAGGUCACCAGUUUGCUGUAUUCGGAAUACGUCUCAGCUCGGACAAGCGAUACGUGGUAUCUAUAUCUAGCAGAGUCAUAUCUUGGGAUCUAUCCACCUCAGAUCUGGCCAGAGACCUUUGUCCGCAACUCGAGGGAAUUAUGCAGAAUCUAGAACUUUCUCCUGACAACAAAUGGGCGGCUGCUUGCACUAAUAACUCUGUUUCAAUUCUUCUUAACAUGUUGACGAGUGAAUACAUCACUAUUGAAAAUCCACUGGACGAAGGUGAGACAGUGAGAGGGGUAUACGCCCUCAACCACCACUUCUUCAUCUACGGUCCCAACUCUUGGGUUCAGUUCAGCAUGAGAGGCGAGGUCGAGGAUACAAAGCCGGCGCCUGAUGCUGCUCCGUACGAUGACGUCACUUGGGAGAUAUUGUCAAUGGAGUUCCGUGAUCUGGAGAACUUAGUCGUGGUGAUGUGGAGCGGAGACCUGGACGACGACCGGCUGCUGGUGCACUUCUGCAGGUGUGGGAGCUGGCUGCAGCCGCUGAGAUGCAGGGGAGCGCUGACUCUGAACAAGCAUUGGACUAAAAUUUACACCAGCGAUCCGGAGAGAGGAUAUCAGAUUUCAGUAUUCGAGUUAAACGAAGAACAAAUGCUUUGGGACAAGGUGGAAGAGUUGAACCAUCGAGAAACCGACACAGCGGAAGCAAUGCUGCAGUUAAAGAGGGGGAAAAAGGAUCGGAUGUUAUUAGCCACUACUACAUACAGUUUUGUUGUCUGGGACUUCAACAAUAUCAUACCAAGGGGUAGUCACGAAUCUGAUAAGAAGAAGAAUGAAGAUGAUGAAAAGAAAGAAGAAGAGGAUGAAGAUGAAAAGCAGGACAUCGAGACAGAAAAGGAUUUGCGCUUGGAAGGAAUAGUGCUGAAAUUGCCACACACUAUUAGAAACAUCUCCACAAAGAUGACCCUGUCCAAUUCGUUUAUGAUCAGUAAUAAUAACACGUAUGCCGUAGCUGGUGUCAGGAAGAGCCUUUACGUGUGGAGUUUGGAAACAACAAAACUGAUCAAGAUCCUGGACGCGCACUUUGGUAGGAUCGUCCAAUUGGAGCCUCUCACUGUGGGCGCUUGGAACAAUGUGAUCACCUCCUCAAUAGACAGGACGGUCAAAAUAUGGAAUAUUGACAACAUUUUUGAGCAAGUACACAAAAUUGAUAGACAGGAACUGCCUAUUGAUUCCAUCAGCCUAGCAAGAGACCAGCAACUAGCAGUAACAGUAACACGAAGUUGCUGGGGACUAUGGGAUACCAGCACAGGGAAACUGCUGGCUCAGCUCGCGGAUGCUCCACUGGGAGCCAUUGUGACUCACGCUGUCAUCACCCCCACUGGCGACAAUGUCAUCACUGCUGAGUCUGGGAACGUGGUUAUUUGGGAUACCCCAGAAAAACAGGUAGUGUUUAAAGACGAACAGAAGGGAGUCAAACAAAUUCUCCUUCUUGAAGAUGGCACAAAGCUGAUCACGAUUUCAAUGGUGGUGAGUGCUGCCAAUGUAGACAACAUGGCGGUGGCUCACAUAGUCGCUAGAACUAUUCCUGAUGGCGAAAAGAUAUACACCGUGGACUACGAAGUCCGCGGCACAGGCUACCGAGCGGCGGUGGUGUCGGCGGACGAGCACCACAUAGUGGCGCCGGGGAUGGACAAGUCGUCCAGGGAGUGCCUCCACGUGUUCCAUGCCAGGACUGGGGCCAGGCUGCACAGGAUUCCCAUCAAGAACAGUGGCAUCAAAGACAUGCAGUCCAUAGUGGCUUUGCCGCACAAGCCGCAUUGGGUCGCCGUAAUUGGAAACGACAAAGCCGGCAUAUUGGAUAUCAAGACGAAGAGGCAUGUCAGGUUCGUUCCCCGAUGGAACGGCGCGUGUACAAGGGAUGGUAAGACCGGCCUCUGUGCUCCCUCACGGGGAGGUCUGGACCUCAUCGAACUGAAGCGCGGUACCUCCGUGCAGCAGCUCAUCUCUCGCGCUGCGGAGGGAGUGUUCUCCAUCAUCACGCUGUUCAGCUCUGACGAUCAGUAUGUCUUCUACUAUCACAGCGGAAGAAAGACUUUGAGGGUUUUCAGAACCCUGGACGGUAAAGCAAUAGCAGAGUACCGGGCUCCAGCAGAGGUGACGGGUGUGGCGAGCGCGCACGGGGGCAAAGCCCUAGCUAUAGGCUCGCAAGACGGCUGCCUCACUGUGCUUAAUAUUGUAGACCCUCACGAGUAGGAACACAUAAUAAAGAUAACACUAUAAUCUAAUCUGUCUUCAAGCCCUAAUUAUUUUUGCCUUUAUAUCCAAUCAGCCUGUGAUGUCAAGUACCUAAGCAUAAUUUAUGAAUGUAACUCUCGCCAAACAUCAAGUCCGCUCUGAUAUUGCAGAAGGGGCGGAUUUACGAAUUUGCCGCCAGUAGGCUGUUGAAUUUUUGCAGCUCUUACUGAACUCUGAAAUUCGAUAUUCUCUUAGUUCGCAAUCAAUACUUAAAUUGUGUCAAUAAAAAAUUGUGCAAUUUUAUUGACACAAUUGUAAAAUUAAAAAAGCAGAAAUAAAGAAAACGUAACGAUAAUUGUAAUAUUAAAAUUAUUGUCACAUUUUCUUUAUUUCUGUAGAAGAGAGAGAGAUUUUUGGAUCAAAUUUGCAACCCUUUAAAAUCUGUCACCCUAGGCUACGUAGGCUACUUAGCCUACUGGUAAAUCCACCACUGACACGAUGGGAUAUGUUUCGUUUACUGAAACAUGCGACUCGAGUUCAGUGCGGACUUGAAGUUUGGCGCGAUCUAGUGUUAUUUUUAGUAACUAUACGAAAAUUUGUUUUUAAAUAUGGCUUUAUAGAAUCAAAAGUAAAUAGUAAGUAGUAUUAGUAACUAGAUAAUUAAGGAUAUAAAUAUAAUUUCUAUGUAACGAAGGCUGUUAAGCUGUGUGGUAGUAUAGUAAGUUAAAUUCACGAUGACGAGCCCCACUUUUUGUCAAACAUCUAGUCAAAUAAGAAAUUCGUUUUUAUUUUUUUUUCACAUUCUUGCAGUUUUCAUUGCACUGUAAGCGAUUGCAAAAAGAGUCGUCAAACGCAUCAUCGUGGAUUGAACUAUUCUAUAUCUAGACGUAUCCAAGGAUUGUUGUUGUCUUUUUCAGUAAGGUAUAUCUUACGUCACCCGGAUAUGCCCAGCUACGAGAACAUUUCCUUCCAUUAAACGUUCAAAAGCUACCGUAAACAUUUCCAUCCAUGAGGCCUAAAUAGUAGGGUACUCAAGCGCACCAGAUGAAAAUGGGUAUUAUGUUUUGGGCAACCUCAAUAGCUCAUCGGUAAGAGCGGUCGGACUCAUCGCCGAGGGGUGAUAGUUCGAUCCCCGCCACGUUGAUCUAUUGUCGUACCCACUCCUAAUACAGUCGUUCCCGUCUAGGAGGGGAAUGCAAAAAUUAGUCAUAAAAAAACAAAAGAUAUGGCAAAUUUUCUGAAAAAAAAAAAUACAAAAUGGUCUUCGUUAUUUAGCAAUAAUAUUAUUGUUUUGAAUUAGGAAUUAAAAAAAAGUGUGUGUCAGCUCCGACGCACGAAUGGAGUUUACUCUUUCAGAUCGACUGUCUAAAUAGUGUAUGUACUAUGUAUCCCCGCAGCAUACACUAUGUACGUCUCAAUACAUACGCCUGAAUAGUGAAAGGUGCGCAACCCAGGAGCAGCAGGCCGCGGCGUGCGCGCCCGCUAACAGCGUGCACAUGCGUGCGAACGCAUGUGAACGCUGUUGGCGGCAGCGCACGGUGAAAGGUGCGCAGAAUAGGUUGCGCACAAAAACGCAACGCUGUCAUUCGUUCAUCGAAUUUUACUGCCCAUAUUUUUUUUCAUACCGGGGGGCUAUAUAUAAAAAAUCGAUUCUUAAGGAGUAAACUCCAAAAAUUAAUUUAAUUAAUUAAUUAAUUUUAAAGGUUACAUAAUAUUAUGUUAAAGAAAGUAAGCUGUGAUAUGUGAAUCCUUUCUGUAAUAAGUUUGGAAAGAGGACUGGUUAGCUAUCGACAUUAGAAAGUUUAUAAUUAUUGUAGGACUUUAAAUUUGAAAUUUAAUUUAAUUUUAAGCUUGAUAGAUGGAGUUGCAUGAUUGAAAUUUCAAGAAGAAUUUAAACUCAUUGUUUACAAUAAUCACAAUACACAAAUGCAUAAUAUAGAGAUUUUGUAUGAGUCUGGUUACAUGCUGCGAUACUAUAUUCGCUUUGCUAGCGCGUCGCUAAACGUAGGUAUCCACAUAUCUGCAUCGUACGUAUGGCUGGCUGGGUGGCUGGUGGGUGGCUUCGGCCGUGGCUAGUUACCACCCUACCGGCAAAGACGUACCGCCAAGUGAUUUAGAGAACCAAAAGGAGUGUGUAUCCUCCUCCUAACAAGUUAGCCCGCUUUCAUCUUAGAUUGCAUCAUCACUUACCAUCAGGCGAGUUUGUAGUCAAGGGCUAACUUGUAAAGAAUUAAAAAAAACGGAUUUUCGAAAAUCCGAUGUUCGAUACGGAUCAGCGGACGCAUUUGUAUGACUUUUAUACAAAGAAUACUACGAUCCGUUUGAUGCAAUGCCGAUGCGUCCAUUAGACUCCGCUCGCGCUGGAACCUCAAGCUAAUAGUCCAGGAUUCAUGGAACCUUUUUACACUUGAUUACUAUCAAGUUAAUUUUCUGUGAGUAGGUUCAUCUUGAUGAGACGAAGCAGAACCUUUGAGUUAUCGAACCAAUCAAAGGCCAGCAUAUUGUUAAGACAAUUUUUCGUGUUGGUGGAUUAUUUGAAACAUUUAAAAUAGCUAUAAUUUUAAAUAAUUUUUAAAUUGUUUAUAUUUUGCGUUCCAAAAUGCACACUCUGGCACACUUUAGACAAUUUACAAAUAAUUGUACUUGCGUGAUUAUUGAAAGUUCUUUCUCCAAUACAAGAUUCUCACUGAGUCCAUAAUUAAGCAUGGUAAACAAUGCAUUUUUUUAAAUUAUGAAAUGGAGAUUAUUUACUGUUGUAUUUAUAUGCGAACGUUUUGUUAGCUUACAAAUACCUAAAUAAUUUAAAAUGCUGUUGAAAUUUCACUCAUGCAAUGAUAUUUUUUUACUUUAUUUCAGUGGCUUCAUAAUAAUAAGUAGAUGUUUAAUAAAGAUAUUAAAA